Messenger RNA from Eruca vesicaria subsp. sativa (arugula), 636 nucleotides. The record is from the annotation of a GenBank genome assembly. NCBI's taxonomy places the organism in Eukaryota, Viridiplantae, Streptophyta, Magnoliopsida, Brassicales, Brassicaceae.
AUGGCAACGCAGACCAACUUAAGCAUUUUCCUAGAUGGAUUUGCACAUAUCUUGGAAGAACAAUGGCAAGUUGAUGUGCUUCUCAAGGCAGGUGACAGUGAUCCAGAGGCAGCAAUCUCCGCCCACAAACUUGUUCUGGCUGCAAGAUCAAAGGUCUUUAGGAAGAUGCUUGAGGAAGAUGAGUGCAAGACUUCGUCAGGGAAAGAGAUGAUCACUCUCUCGGAGAUGAAACAUGAAGAGGUAAAGGCUUUAGUAGAGUUCAUGUACAGUAAUGGCUCAACGCCUUGUGAAGAGCAUGCUCGAUCACUUUAUCUCGCAGCGGACAAGUAUGAGAUCCCGCAUCUACGAGACCUAUGCAGAGACGAACUUAUAUCUUCUCUGAAUGAGUCUAAUGCUCUUGACGUUUAUGAGCUUGCUCAAUUCCCUUUUGAUGAUGCAUUACACAAUGCUGCUUUGGGCUGUAUCCAAAUGAAUAUAGCUACAAUUGCUUACUCUGAUGAGCUGAAGCUGUUUGCAGCGAGUAACCCAAAUCUUACAGUGGAGAUAAUGAAGGUUUAUGUUGAUCGUACUAGAUACAAUUCAUGGGAAGAUUUAUCAAAAAAAAGAAACAUUUCAUGGAAAGACGGUAUCUGUUAG